Molecule: messenger RNA, 1230 nt
Organism: Budorcas taxicolor (takin)
Lineage: Eukaryota; Metazoa; Chordata; Mammalia; Artiodactyla; Bovidae
Exons: 5
Coding region: 1-1230 (409 amino acids)
Biological process (GO): virion assembly
Source: RefSeq, a predicted model, not a curated record
AUGAAAGCUUCUGAAGAAAAAGAAGAAAAACAGGAUGAAAAACGACCCAAGCCAGUGUUCCAGGAAUCUUCUUCUCUGUAUCCUAAUCUGAUAGAUCUGGAAACCAAAUUGUUCCCACCCCUGUAUGCGGAUCCACAUCUGCCCUUGCUUCCACAGGUUCCACAGGUUUCAUCGGGAGAAGCCCGGAGGAGAGCCAAACCCUCAGCUCCUCCCAGGGAAAGGGGCCCCGCCCAGGGAACUUGGGGAAGAACAAGGGAAGUGGCCAGCGCAGUGGAAGUAGAAGGCCCGGAAAUUCCCUCCUCCACUGUUCACGCGUUUCCGUGGCCCUUUUCCACUAGUGAUUUGUACAAUUGGAAAACUCAGACUCCCUCUUUCUCUGAAAAACCGCAGGGUCUUAUUGAUCUUUUAGAAUCUAUCCUCUUUACUCACAACCCCACUUGGGAUGAUUGUCAGCAACUGUUACAGGUGCUUUUCACUACAGAGGAGUGCAAGCGAAUCCUGUUAGAAGCUUGGAAGAAUGUGCCGGGGGUAGAUGGGAGGCCCACAAUACAGCCUAACCUCAUUGAGGAGGGGUUCCCCUUGGUGCGACCCCACUGGGACUUCAAACGCGCUGAAGGUAGGGAGCGUCUCAGAGUGUACCGUCAGACUCUCGUGGCUGGCCUUCGAGUGGCCGCCAGAAAGCCAACUAAUUUGGCCAAGGUAAAUUCAGUGAGGCAAGAGCCAAAUGAGAGCCCGGCAGCCUUCCUUGAAAGGAUAAUGGAAGCUUUUAGACAGUAUACUCCUAUGGACCCACAGGCAGAUGAGUCUCGAGCAGCAGUUAUGCUAGCAUUUGUGAAUCAGGCAGCCCCCAAUAUUAGGAAAAAAUUACAAAAGAUAGAGAGGCUGGGUGAACAGUCCCUGCAAGAUCUAGUGAGGGCAGCAGAGAGAGUUUUCAAUCAUAGAGAGACCCCAGAGGAGAGAGAGGACCGCAUUAGAAGGGAAGAAAAAUACAUGUACCUGGACAUCAAAAAAGGGACAGCCCCAUGGCACGAGGAAAUCGUGCCGCAGAUCUGGCAGCUCGAAAAGCGGCUGAUGAAGAUUUUAUUACUCCGGUGUUGGCGAUCGGACUUCCACCCCCCAGGACCUGUACCUCUGUACUCCGAUUGGGAAAAGGAUCAUAACUUUGCCCAGGCAGUAGGCCUCAACGCCUCCUACGACCUGGCCAACAGCACCGAUCCUCCCCAGUGUUGA